Plasmodium knowlesi strain H is the source of this 4152-nucleotide messenger RNA. RefSeq names its product conserved Plasmodium protein, unknown function. The transcript has 5 exons. The coding region runs from base 1 to 4152 and encodes 1383 amino acids. NCBI's taxonomy places the organism in Eukaryota, Apicomplexa, Aconoidasida, Haemosporida, Plasmodiidae. The record is from RefSeq and is a predicted model, not a curated record.
AUGCCUGAAGUGGUGGACGAGCUGAAGUUAUUCCUAACGAACUUGGCAAAAGGGUCCGAAUCUGUUGACGCGAAGGAUCUGUUGAGCGCAGGGAUUGCCGACAAGUCCAUUAUACAAAACAUUGAGGCCAAGCUCGGGGGAAGCCCCUGGAAUGUUCAAAGAUUGAUAGAUCUAGGCAUAGAUACAAUUCAAAGUGGGCAUACGCAUGGUGUAGAAGAUGGCGAAGAUGAUGAGGAUGACGAACCGAAGGACGAACUGGAGCAAAGGCAAGACAGCAGCGAUGACUUCAUUUCCGAUUUGGGAAGUGCACGCGUGGUGAGGUGUCAGUUGGGUCUGCCCGUGGAUGGGGAAGGUUACGGUGGGGGUGACGAAGAGAGUGAUGGCCACCCGAGUGAUGGAUCGGAUGCGUCAGAUAAUUUCACCGCUAGUCAGACCGCUAGUCAGACCGCUAGUCAGACCGCUAGUCACACGGCUAGUCACACACCUAAUCACAAUGGCAACCAAAGAGCCGAACGUCGAGACCGCCUAGGAGAGACACCCAUAAAAGAAGCGAACUUCUUUCAGGAAAAUGUCAAUUUACGGAACUGUGUCUCCAUUGGAGAAGAAGUGAAGAAGGAGGCACAAGAGAGCUGUAUUAAUCUGCACCCCGUAGUUAAGGAGUUCAUUUGUUUGGUAGUUUUUUUAUUUGCUCGAAUAAGGGAGGAGGGAGGAGGGGGGGAUAUCUCAUACGGAGGAAACGCACAGCACAGUGUCGAAAUCAGUAGUGAUGGUAGUGGUGGUAGGAAAUCCGACGGAGUUGCGCAUGGACAAUGCAACACAUUUCGCGAUAGCCGCACGGGACCCACCACAGAGUACGAGGAGGGCGCACCAAAUACAUACUCUGAGAAGAGGAGAAAUGUAGGAAAAGUGAAAUAUCUGAACAGGUCCAUCCGAAAAUAUCCUUCCCUCUAUAAAAACAUAUCCUGGAAAGGACACCAGGGAGGGGAGGAUCCUUCGUCGAAUUCUAUCUGUACCAGUGAAGAGAGCAAUAACGAGGAGAGAAACUUCCAAUUCAGUGGGUACUCAAAAGGGAGAAAUAAUUUUGGUCCACAUAGAAAUAAUAGAUCAUCCCGAAAAAUUCACAAUAACUACAAUAGGAGUUAUUACCAUGGGAAAGAUAUAAAGUCUAUGCUAUUCACCCUGAACGAGGAGAACAGGCAUGAAUACAGUUUGGAUGAUAUCGAACAAGCAUUGGCAGAAGAAAAUGUCAAAAGAGUGUGUGAAAAAGUUUAUAAGCAUAUGGAAAAGGUUAGCCAAAUGAAGGAUGACCUAGUGAUGGGAAAAACUCUCCACUUAAUUACAUCCUUUCUUUAUUUAACAUAUACACAUCUGGGAUUGUCUCUCCUCAGAACGAAACAAAUUUUCCACACCAUGUGUCAUGUGAGGAAUCAGUUUGAGGAUUAUAAGAAAAGAAGCAGAGAGGUAAAAAAAGAAUUGGAAAAAAAAGUGAAAACAUAUUUGCAAAGAAUAAAAAUGAAUGAAGAGUGUACAGAAGAAUAUGGGAAACUUAAAGCUUCUUAUGAAGAUAUCAGGAGGGAAAAGGAUAAACUGAAAAAAUACGAGUACGUUGUGCAUAAAUUAAGGAUGAAGAUUCAUUUGUUGGAGGCGGAUAAAGUUCUCCUUGCGAAAAGGAAAGAGGAACUGGAACUUGUGGUCAGACGGAAAGACGCCUACUUCGCUGGAAGUACACAGGGAGAGAAAGUGAAGGAAACCAGGGGGAGGAUCACUCAGGGGAAGGUACAUCAGGCGAAACUCUCCCGCGAAAUGUCUACCAUCGCAAGGAUAACAAAGUUGGUACCGAAGGAAACACGAGACACGUCCAGUGGGAUUCAGUGCACCCUUCAGAGUGACACGACUGAAUAUCCUCUUCCGGGUGGAACAACAAGCGUGUCGGAGAACAACACUAGUGAGAAAGAGCAAACUCUGAACCACAUGGUAGACAUUUCUACAGUCGAUAAACGUUCCGUGGAUAAAUUAAUUAAGCUUCCUUAUUCUGAACCAGAAAAAGAAAACGAAAAGAAAAAAUCAACAUAUCAUAUGGUAAGUAAAUCCGUGCAGACAAUGGAGCAGAUACAGUUGGGAAUGGUUAAUCUUCUCUCUUCGGAAGAAAUGACUGAUGUGGGGGGAAGUGCGCAAGGGGCAAAUGAAACAAGCAACGGAAAAAACUUGAAAAAAGGAAUACCCAGUGAUCGAAGGGAUGCUUCAGCAUUGGUUCUGGAUAUGCAUCAUCCGUGCAGAAGGAUGGUACUCGUUCAUGUAGAGCCCAUUUACAUGGCACACUCUCUCCCGCUACUCAUGUCACAUGGGGGAGGUAGGUCGACCAUGUUGAAUAGGUUCUAUUUUGGUGGGGUUACUCAGUUUGAAAAAAAAAUUAAGAGGGGGUGCUUACCCAAAGGAGUGAUCACCCCCCUGUGGAGAACAAUAAUAAUUGAAAAGUUAUGUAGCCAAAUGGGUGGAACGCAUUUGAGUGGUAAUGCACCUGUUGUCCAUAUGCAACUCCUUCAUGAUUUUGCAGAUAUAUUUUCACGCUUUACUUUAUAUGAUGAAUUGGUAGACGAAAUGGGAGUUCCGAAUGUCAACUUGAUUUGUCGUGGUAUCUGUUUUAUCAAGAAAUGUCUGGAUCGAUUUUCCUCCACAACAAGUCGCAUUCUGAGUCACCUCAUUUCGCACCAGGAGGUUAACACACAGAGUGUAGAAGUUAUCAUCUCCUCCUUCUCUUGGCAUUUCUUUAGAGGAGAAAAAGAUCUGAUCGUAAUGCACCAUGAUGAUAUGUGUGCAGAGGGGGACGACUCCAGUGUUGUAGCUUUGUCUGUAGAAGGGAAAAGUGAAAACCAAGUUGGUGAACUAUCUUUUGAUGUGUUCCAUUGCGAUGAUUACUUCCGCGGAGAUUAUCUUCUGGACGACGAAAACUGUCACACUGAUCGAACCAUCACACAAGAUGAUACAUCAAAUGGAUUGAACUACUUUUUUGGAGCUUUUUCCGAAAUUGGUGUCUACAUGAGGGGGGUGACCCACCAUGGGUUAUCCACCCUUCAUACGGAGAGGAGAGGAAUAUUCACAUGGAACAGAAUGGACCAGGAGGCAAGGACUCACACGAACAGGAAGGCUUCACAACUUGAAGGAGGAGAUGAAUGUACUCUCGGUAAAGGUUCCCCCUUGAAGGAGAUUUACCCAAGGCAUGAAAGAUUCACAAAUUUUUACGUGGAUACAAGGAUACAUGUCAUUUACCUCCCUGUGGGUGGUACGCUAAGGGAAGACCAACUGACGGGGCGUUCGCUAAAUGAACGUAUGGAAUGGUCGACCAUCCAAAGUGGAAGAAUAUCCAAACAGAGUGAAUGUAGAACAAGUCAAUGUUCUCCCCAACAGAGCAACAACCCUAGGAGAAGGGUUUCUCCCAUGAUAUGGGAACCCCCUUUGGGGACGAAGAAAAAAGGAAGAGAGGUGGGAUGGGCAACGAGGAGGGGUGUUAUUAACCAAAGGGGGUGGACAGAAUUAUUGAACGUUGGAAAGACCGAAGGGAUGAUCCCUUGGAGAGUGAAGAAACGGUUCUGGCAUCCCAAUGGCAAGGGAGAGUUCACUCAUGGUAGAGGUACCAGAGAUAAUGAAUAUAUUCAUCCCGGAAGGAAUCUUACAACAAAGGAUUAUCCUUAUGAUGUCAAGGACGGAAGAAAGAAAUUCUUCCUAGUAGGGUGGCGAAGGAAAGUAGGAACAUGUUGCUGGAUUAUGAGGGACAGCACUUCCACAGAGAGUACACCAAGGGAGGAAAAAACUUACCUGAAUAAAUGGUGGAACAGGAAGCUGUUUUACGAAUGGAUAGGAGAGCACAAAAUAUGGAUGGUAGUACUCUCCUUGUUAGUCAUUCUACUUGUCGUUGUUGAUACGUACCUAUUGGACAGAUCAAUCCUUCUGUGUCUCAUGUACUGUGUCUGCCUAGUUGUGCUUUUAAUAUUUUCCGUGAUGAAGAAGUUAAUUCACAUGGUUCACAUUCCAUUUGGUGAGAAGAUAUUGUCGCAGGAUUGGUUGGAUGUCCUCUGUGUUUAUUUCAUUCGCAUGGUGAAUUAUUUUCAUUGCGGGUGGUAUGAAAGUGGAGAGGGAGUCCUACCACCGUCCUAG